AUGGUUAACAGGAUAAUUCUGUGGUGCGUUUUAAUUUCAAGUUUUACAGUUUGUUAUAUUGAAUGUAGAGGAGGAAGAGGAGGGCACGGCUCCCACAGCUCUCACGGCUCCCACGGCUCCCAUAGCUCCCACAGCUCAGGGCACAGUUCUUCGCACUCAUACUCGUCUUCAGGCAAAAGUGGGCACUCUUCAAGUUCUUUGGGCAGUUCGUCUUCUUCACACAGCUAUCCUUCAUCAGGAUCAAGCCUUUCAGGAUCUAGCUACAGUUCACAUAGCUAUCCUUCAUCAGGAUCAAGCUACAGUUCACAUAGUUAUCCUUCAUCCGGAUCAAGCCUUUCAGGAUCAAGUUACAGUUCUCAUAGCUAUCCUUCAUCAGGAUCAAGCUACAGUUCACAUAGUUAUCCUUCAUCAGGAUCGAGCCUUUCAGGAUCAAGUUACAGUUCUCAUAGCUAUCCUUCAUCAGGAUCAGGUCUUUCAGGAUCAAGUUCCAGUUCACAUAACUAUCCUUCAUCAGAAUCAGGUCUUUCAGGAUCAAGCUCUAACUCACACGGCAUUCCGUCAUCAAUAUCAAGUCUUUUUGGAUCAAGCUCCAGUUCAAAUAACUUUCCCUCAUCCGGAUCUGGUCUCUCAGGAUCAAGCUCUAGUUCAUUUGAAUAUCCAUCAUCAAUAGCAAAGCUUUUGGAGUCAAGUUCGGGUUCAAAUAGCUAUCCUUCAUUUGGAUCUAAUUACUAUGGAUCAAGCUCAAACUCUCACUACUAUCCGUCAUCAAAAUCAAUUUUUGGACCAAGCUCGACUUUAAAUAGUCAUUCUUCAUUCGGGUCUGGUUCAUAUGAUUCACGCUAUAAUAGUGAUGGCCUGACACCAUCAAUAGCAAAGAUGUUAGAAACAGCCUCUAAUAUAAAUAGCUACUCAACCUUACUUGGAACAAGCUCGAAUUCACAUGGAUAUCCUUCAUCAGGAUCAGGAUCAGGCCUCUGGGGGUCAAGCCGUUCCGAAUCAAGAUCAUCAGAUUCAGACUAUUGGCCAUUAACGGGCUCUAAUAAACAGUCACUGUCAUCCACGGGACACUCGUCGGCGUCAUCAGGAUAUCACAGUUAUCCUUCAACGUCAGGUGGUCCCUCUGGAACAAGUUCAAAGCUCCCAUCAACAGAUGUUUCUACCGGCACACAUAGUUACCCCAAGCCUUCUUCAGCACUUUCCGGUUCAGGAUCUCAACCACCUUACGGUAAAAACCAUCCAGCUUCUUAUGAUAACUCAUACAAACCACAACAGCCAAGCCAAACGUACAAUGCACAUAAUGGUUAUGGUUCUACUUCUUAUAAUAGACCAAAUUAUGAUAAUACGCCGUCUUACUAUACUGCACCACAAUACAAAUAUGUGCAUGAAUACAGAAAUUCAAAGAGCCGCUACGGAGACCUACUGACUGGAUUAACGUUGUACAACCUCGGCCGGUCACACAGCCAUUAUCAUAGCCAUUACUACUAUGACGACUAUUACAAACGACGCUACGCAUCAUCAAGUACUUCCUACGGAGAAGAAAACAAACACAGUGAAGAGGCUACAUGUGUAUUGAAAGUAAAAGCGAAUGAUAAAGUAGAAUUGUUGAAAAUACCUUGUGAAAUAGUCUCCACAUUUACCGAAGACAGCAAAAAAUUUGCACCGGUACCAGACACUGUAGUGAACAAAACGGUUUGCAUGACUAACGGUUCAUCAGUUAAUUCCACAUCAACGGCGAACACCACAGUGGUGAAUGUUACCGUAUGUACCACGAAAUCGACAGUAUCAGAUCCAUUGACUGUUAAAGGACCUCCUGCCAACAGUAAGAACAUGGAGUGUGAAGUGGAGAUUCAUACUAAGCAGGCUCUACUACGUAAAGAUAUAGACUGUGGGACUUUAAUGUCGUAUGCUAAAAUGCCUGAACCAAAGAAGGAUAGAGGGAUGCUACCUUCGAGGGAGAAACUUAAAUCAUGGUUAUCGAAUCCACCCUGGUGGGCCUCUAUGUUUAUUGCUGUAUAA
Molecule: messenger RNA, 2016 nt
Organism: Arctia plantaginis
Lineage: Eukaryota; Metazoa; Arthropoda; Insecta; Lepidoptera; Erebidae
Source: the annotation of a GenBank genome assembly